AUGGCUACAGAGAGCCCUGCAAAAAGUCUCCAGGAUGAACUUUCUUGUCCUAUCUGCCUGGAGUAUUUCACAGACCCAGUGUCUAUUGAGUGUGGACACAACUUCUGCCGGGCCUGCAUCAGCCAGUGCUGGGGGGAGACAGAUACAAACUUCUCAUGCCCCCAGUGCAGAGAAACCGCCCUGCAGAGAAACCUGCGGCCCAACAGGCAGCUGGGGAAUGUGGUGGAGUUAGUGAAAGGACUGAGGCUUCAGGCGCUGACAGAACCCAAGGAGCAAAGAGUGUGUGAGAGGCACCAGGAGGCUCUGAAACUGUUCUGUGAGGAGGAUCAAACCCCCAUCUGCCUGGUGUGUGAUAAAUCCAAAGCUCACAGAUCUCACAUGGUGGUUCCCAUAGAGGAGGCUGCCCAGGAGUACAAGGAACAAUUCCAGACCCGACUGCAGGCUUUGAAGGAAGAGAGAGAAAAGCUCCUAGGAUGGAAACUGACAGGAGAGAAGAGAAGCCCAGAGUACCUAGGAAAGACAGAAGCUGAGAGAGAGAAAAUUGUGUCUCAAUUUAAACAGCUGCACCAGUUUCUGGAGGAAGAAGAGCGACUCCUUCUGGCCCGACUGGGAGAGCUGGAGAAGGAGAUUGUGAAGCUGCAGGAUGAAAAUAUCACCAAACUCUCCACGGAGAUUUCCCAUCUCAGCGAGCUGAUCAGCGAGAUGGAGGGGAAGUGCCAGCAGCCAGCGAGUGAAUUCCUGCAGGACGUCAGAGGCACCUUGAGCAGGUGCGAGAAGGGGAAGUUCCAGCAGCCAGGGGCGAUUUCUCCAGAUCUGGCAAAGAGACUUGGUGAUUUUACCCAGAAAAACAUUGUACUAAAGGAGAUUCUGAAGAAAUUCCAAGACACUCUGAUGUUUGAACUGCAGACAGCAAGUAAGUGGAUCUCUGUGAAUGUGACUCUGGAUCCAGACAUGGCUCAUCCCCAACUUGUCCCGUCCGCGGAUCGGAAAAGUGUGAGAUGGAGAGAGACACGGCAGGAUCUGCCCAACUACCCUGAGAGAUUUGACCCUGAGCCCUGUGUGCUGGGCUGUGAGGGAUUCACCUCAGGGAGACAUUGCUGGGAGUUGGAGGUGGGGAGUGGGCGAUACUGGGCUGUGGGGGUGGCCAGAGAGUCUGUGGGGAGGAAGGGAGAGAUCAGCCUUAGUCCUGAGGGGGGGAUCUGGACUGUGGAGCGACUGAAUGUGGGUCUAUAUCAUGCUCUCACUUUCCCUAAGACCACACUGUCACUGGGCCGGGUCCCCAGCAGGGUCUGGGUUUGUCUGGACUGUGACAAGGGGCAGGUGGCAUUUUUCGAUGCUGACAACAAGUCCCCGAUCUUUACUUUCCCCCCAGACUCUUUCAAUGGGGAGAGAAUCCGCCCUUGGCUCAGUGUCUGGUACAGUGAAACCCAGCUGAAACUUAGUUAA
Molecule: messenger RNA, 1446 nt
Organism: Malaclemys terrapin pileata
Lineage: Eukaryota; Metazoa; Chordata; Testudines; Emydidae
Product: zinc finger protein RFP-like
Molecular function (GO): zinc ion binding; protein binding
Source: RefSeq, a predicted model, not a curated record